CAUUCUACGUACGUCUCCUACGUAGCAGCGGACAGAUACUGUGAGAGAAACACCAGGGAAAUACGUUUUCUUGCUGUUAGCUUGCUAACGACGACAACCCGAGCUUUUAGCCUGUUGGGGAGGACAGACAUUCACCGUCUCUGUUCAUUACAUUAAACUCAGCUGCUGCGCGGGUACCGGAGAUAUUCCGCACCACACAGUGACAGAUGAAAGAAGCAAUGCCUGAAGAACAUGGCUCACAAAGAAGAUAAUGAAGGGAAAGGGAGCUCCCACCGCACUGAAUUGUACAUUAGCAUCCCUCGAACAUGUCUUCCCAUUGUGUACCACCCAGACUACAACAUCACCUUCAUGGGCCUUGAAAAGCUCCAUCCGUUUGACGCGGGGAAGUGGGGGAAAGUCAUUCAUUUCUUGAAAGAGGAGCAGUUCAUUACCGACGGGAACAUUGUGGAAGCCCGUGAGGCGACUGAAGAGGAUCUGCUGGUGGUUCACACCAAGCGCUACCUCAACAGAUUAAAGUGGUCUCUGGCUGUGGCAACGAUUACAGAAAUCCCACCUCUGAUGUUUCUUCCUAAUUUCCUGGUGCAGCGGAAAGUGUUGAGGCCAUUGCGGACACAGACUGGAGGAACAAUAAUGGCAGCAAAACUGGCUGUCGACCGAGGAUGGGCUGUAAAUGUGGGAGGAGGCUUCCACCACUGCUCCAGCGACAGAGGGGGGGGCUUUUGCGCCUACGCCGACAUCACUCUGGCCAUCAAGUUUCUGUUCGAGAGAGUGGAAGGCAUCUCCAGGGCUACCAUCAUCGAUCUGGAUGCUCAUCAGGGAAAUGGCCACGAGCGUGAUUUCUUGGACGACGGGCGAGUGUACAUCAUGGAUGUGUAUAAUCGCUACAUAUAUCCUCGGGACGGGUUUGCCAAAAGAGCCAUAAAGAGGAAGGUGGAGCUGGACUGGGGCACCGAGGACUCGGAGUACCUCCAGAAAGUAGAGCUCCACACCGAAGGGGCGCUGAACGAGAUCCACCCCGACAUCAUCGUCUACAACGCGGGGACAGAUGUCUUGGAUGGGGACCCCCUCGGAGGACUCUCCAUAUCACCACAGGGCAUCGUGAAGAGAGACGAGAUCGUGUUCAGGGCAGCGAGGCGACGGGGCAUCCCCAUACUCAUGGUGACUUCUGGGGGGUACCAGAAGAAAACCGCCCGCAUCAUCGCCGACUCCAUCCUCAACUUGGACCGGCAGGGCCUGAUUGGAGCAGAGGCUAUGGAGGGGGAGGGCUCCUCAUCAUCGUCGCUGGUGACCAGCAUGAUGUGCAGCUCUGGAUCCGCUGGAUCGAAAUUCACUGCUGUCUGAGACGCUCUAAUCCAGCCAUUAACACUGACAUGUGCGUCAUCCACAGCUGUGACAUUUAAAGGCACUC
Messenger RNA from Anoplopoma fimbria (sablefish), 1408 nucleotides. RefSeq names its product histone deacetylase 11 (gene hdac11). NCBI's taxonomy places the organism in Eukaryota, Metazoa, Chordata, Actinopteri, Perciformes, Anoplopomatidae. The record is from RefSeq and is a predicted model, not a curated record. Gene Ontology annotation, molecular function: histone deacetylase activity.